CAUAAACUCACACUUUUUACGGUUUUGGACUUAAGCCUCAUACAGCCUGUGACCCACCUUGUCUGCGCAUGCGCAUGAGAGACGCUGAUCCAGAAGGAAGAGACAGAGCAUGUCUGCAGACGGGGCCCAGCGGGGGGGCUCCUCCGGGACCCCCCGCUUCAUCAGCGGGGUGGUGGAAGGUUUCUACGGGCGACCGUGGACCAUGGAGCAGAGGACGGAGCUCUUCAAGAGGGAGCAGCAGUGGGGGUUGAACACGUACCUGUACGCCCCCAAAGACGACUACAAGCACCGGAUGUACUGGAGAGAGCUGUACUCACCUGAGGAGGCAGACCAGCUGAAGGCCCUGAUUUCAGCAGCCAAGCAGCACCAGGUGGAGUUCAUCUACGCCAUCUCUCCCGGUUUGGACAUAACCUUUUCUAACCCCAAAGAAGUGGUGGCUCUGAAGAGGAAGCUGGAUCAGGUGAAGCAGUUCGGCUGCAGUUCCUUCUCUCUGCUCUUUGAUGACAUUGAGGCAGAAAUGUGCGCCGCCGACAAGAAGGCUUUCAGCUCCUUCGCCCACGCUCAGGUGUCCAUCACCAACCAGGUGUACGAGCACCUGAGAAGUCCUGAGACUUUCCUGUUCUGCCCCACAGACUACUGUGCUGCCUUCUGCACCCCCUCCGUGUCCCAGUCCUCCUACCUGCAGACUGUGGGGGAGAAACUGCUGCCGGGCAUCGACAUCCUGUGGACGGGUCCAAAGGUGGUGUCCCACAAAAUCUCUGUGGAGUCCAUAGUAGAGGUUACCUCUGUGCUGAAGAGGCCGCCGGUCAUCUGGGACAACAUUCACGCCAACGACUACGAUCCGCAGAGGCUCUUCCUGGGACCCUAUAAGGACCGGCCCACUGAGCUGAUUCCCAAACUGAGAGGAGUGCUCACCAACCCCAACUGCGAGUUUUACCCCAACUUUGUGGCCAUCCACACUUUGGCCACGUGGUGCAGAUCUGCUGACGGAGGAGCGCCGGACGUGGAGAUGGGUGAAGACGGGCAGGACUGCGGCUACAGCCCCACCAAAGCCCUAAACCUGGCCCUCUCCGACUGGCUGCUGGAGUUGAUGAGCGCGGAUGGAGCAGCAGGCCAACUCAAAAAAGAUUCUUCAAAAGAGGAGUGGAUGCAGACGGACUCGGGGGAGAGUCCCUACGUCCCGGGACCUGAGGAGAACCCGCUGUACACUGCAGAGCCCCUGACUCUGGACGACCUGAAGCUGCUGUCCGACCUCUUCUACCUGCCGUACGAGCACGGGCCCACAGCCAGGAGCAUGCUGCAGGAGCUGGACUGGCUGAAGACCCACAGUCAGACUGAGCAGACAGAGGAGUGGCGCUGCCGAGCGCAGCACUUCGAUCAGAUGUGCAAGGCGGUGGUGCAGAUGUUCAACCGGCUGUCCAACGCUCCCAACCGCCGCAUCCUCUACGACCUCUACAACUACAUCUGUGACAUCAAGAGUGGGGUGGGGCUGGCGUGCGCCCACGUCAAGGCGCUUGGGGGGCAGGACUCACCGGCCGCACAGCUGAUGACUGAUGACCCCGAACCCUGGGGCUUCAGGGGGGGGCUCUCUGGGGAGUUCCAGAGGAUGCUGCCGGGACACGGGAACAGGGACCUGUUCAGACACCCCCCCAUGACGGCGGUUUACACCGUCCGGCCAUACAGCGCCGAGGACCAGACUACCGUUCAAAGGGUCUUCAAGGAGAUGCAGAAAGGGGGGGCAGGCGACAAAGCCCCUAUGAUGAUGCAGCCACCACUGAUCAGUGAUGGCCUGUCCUCUGGGGAAGUGCCCCCCUCCCCUGGAAAUGCCUUUGUAAUGGAGGACGACGUGGGGGUGUGCGGCUAUGCGUUUGCUCUCAUUGAUGCCAGACCAGCUGCAGCCAAGUUUCAGAGGGCGCUCAGCCCCUCCCUGUGUGAGGACUUCCCCUCCCUGGUCGGACUGCAGGUGCUGCCCCGAGUCACCGACCCCUCACCUGCCAGGCGUAUGAUGGCUCUGCUGUUGUCGUCCCUGAGGAGCAGUGGAUCCAGAGGAGCGUUUUGUGAGUUGAGAGCCAGCGAUCGGAGGAUGAUUGAUUUCUUCUCCAAGCUGGGCUCCUUCAAGCACAUGUCCGGGGUUGACCUUCCUCAGGACGUCCUGGUGCUGGCGGCGGGUCUGUGAAUGCUCCGGGGCCCUGAAAUCCGUUUUGACGUGAUCCUGAUGGAUUUAAGAUGAUCAUUUUCUGAAAAAUCUGUUUAAUAAAUGAGUUUGUGUGACAC
This is a messenger RNA of Oryzias latipes (Japanese medaka), 2274 nucleotides long. The record is from RefSeq and is a predicted model, not a curated record. NCBI's taxonomy places the organism in Eukaryota, Metazoa, Chordata, Actinopteri, Beloniformes, Adrianichthyidae.